Molecule: messenger RNA, 1916 nt
Organism: Culicoides brevitarsis
Lineage: Eukaryota; Metazoa; Arthropoda; Insecta; Diptera; Ceratopogonidae
Exons: 4
Coding region: 82-1854 (590 amino acids)
Molecular function (GO): protein binding
Source: RefSeq, a predicted model, not a curated record
AGCUCAUAUCGUUUCGUCUCCUAACUUUUUCCUGAUUUUUUUGUGAGAAAUCCUCCAAAAAGAGUUAAAUUUGCUUUAAAAAUGGACACUGAACCGCAACAAAGCUCGUCGCUCAUUGGAAUUUUCCCAGUUGAGAUUUACUUUAAAAUCUUUAAAUAUUUGGAUUCGUGGACCAUUCGUCGCUGCUCAGAAGUUUGCAUCACGUUUUACUACUUGACUUUACGUCCAGAAUUCAAGCAAUUCUUCAAGUUAACAUUGUGUGACAUUUAUCUGGAUGCUAGUUGUGGCAUCGGAAAGUUGUUUGCACCCGAAAGACGUACAAAACGCACUUUUGAUCAUCUUACACUGGAGACUGUGAAUUUCAAGACAUUUGCGUUUGCAAAAAAAUUUUUUAUGCGAUUGGGAGAAGAAAUCACCGAAAUUAGAUUAAAACAUACGUUUUUCCAGCCUCAAAUGAUACAAAAAGGAUCAGAAACUCAAGACAAGCAUUUUCGCGGGAAUAUUUUGAAUAAUUUUCCUAAUUUAGAAAAAUUAGUAAUAGAUGGAUACAGAUUCAAUGAACUACAAUACUUUCCGGCGUCGCUAAAGGAGAUCCACGUGGACGGUUCGAAUUUCAAAGAUAUAAUUGAUAUGAAAGACAAAAUUAUCAAAGAAAAAGGCGCAGAUAACUUGGAAAAAUUGAUUUGCUCGAUAUGUUACUCUUACGAUGAUGAAGAUUGUUCCGAGAAUUGGGAAGUUACACAACCAGUUUUGCGUACAAUUGAAGAAAUGGAAGCUUAUGGGUCCCUAAGUUACUUGGAAAAUGAUUGUAACAUUCUCGAGCACAAAUAUAUUGAUCUGGGUCACGUUACAGGAAUAAAUAUCAGUGUGUAUAACAGCUUCCCGCUCGAGAAAUUACAUCGCUUUGCAAAUUUGAAAUCAAUUAAACUCGCUUUGUAUGACGGAAAAAGAGGUUGUUUAGGAUUUCAUCAAAAAUCAUUUCCGGAUUUUUCUCAUAUCAAAAGUUUAAAAGUGAAAUACGCUUCCCGUUCAGUUUGUAAUGGAUGUAUUACGAAUAUUUUAUUGUCAUUCACUGGCUUAACAAAACUUAAGUUGAAAGGCAAUUUUACUGAGAGCCAAUUUCGUCCCAUUUAUGCAACUAUGCCUAAAUUAGAGUACCUGAUGUUGCGUGGAAAAAUUCCUCUAGGCAUUUUUGAUUCUUCAGAGUACACUCCAAAUUCCAUUGAGGAUCUAAAAAACUUGCAGCACUUGCUGAUCUACGACACUUCUGAUUCUUCCACCACAGGUCUAACCAAUGAAAGUUUUCUCAAAUUCUCAUGCCUGCCAAAUCUCAAGACAUUGCGUCUUAGUCAAAGCUUCGGAGAGGAAACCAUCAACAUAAAUGGAAUUAAAAAUCUUGUUCGCCAAUGUCCAAACAUUUCAACUUUUUUUACGCCAGACCCAAUGUACGAUGAAAUGGUUGAAGAAAUAGUUUGUGGAUGGCCUCGUUUAACAACUUUGGUUUUGCCAAAAGCAACAAUUUUUUCGGAAAAUACCUGGAACAUGAUAAAGGAUACAUGCCGUUUCUUACAAUAUUUUUGUAUUUUCCGUUUUCAAUCACAUCUUAGUUUCACGAAACAAUGCUCCUUAUUUGAGAGCAUUUCUAGUUUGAAGAUCUUCAAGAAGGAAAACGUUCUGGUCACACGCACCGAAUAUUAUGAUCCACAGGUUGAUUUGGAAAGAUUUGCCGAACGUCACUUGGAGCUUGAAUCAAAACGCAAACAAUCAUCGGAUGGAUCGACCCCCAAUAAAAAACUUUGCUGGACAUUUCCAAAACUUGAUGAUCACUUUUAUUCAUAUUGGCAUUAUUCGUAGAUAGUGUAUUGUAGAGUAAAAAAAAGUUUUACUUUGAAUCUUUUUGAAUGAAUAAAUGAGAA